This is a messenger RNA of Acanthosepion pharaonis, 3330 nucleotides long. Lineage: Eukaryota; Metazoa; Mollusca; Cephalopoda; Sepiida; Sepiidae. The record is from the annotation of a GenBank genome assembly.
AUGUGUUUUUUCUUUUCACUUUGCCUUAUACUUCUAUUUCUUCUCCUGAACAUCCUUUUUCCUUUUUUAUUUUCGAUUUUUUUCCUAUUAUUCAUCUGUAACCUUUCUUCUUCUUCUUCUUCUUCUUCUUCUUCUUCUUCUUCUUCUUCUUCUUGCUCAUCUACAUUUCUCCUUCAUUAUUUUUUUCCUUUUCUUUUUCAUUUAUCCUUCAUAUAUAAUGAUUAUUAUUAUUAUUAUUAUUAUUAUUAUUGCUUUCACGUUAUUUUUUCUUCAUUCUCACAUCCUUCUUCAUUUUUCUUCUCUUCUAUUUUCUUUCUUCUUCGUUCUUCGUUCCUUUUUCUUUGUGCCAACCAGAUUCUCUUUUUCACCUUCCUUCCAUUUUGUUCAUUUUCAAUAUUUCUUUCCUUUUUCUUUCUUUAUUUCUUCUUCUUUCUUCUUUUUCGUCUUCAGUAUUUCUCUUCUUUUUUUCGUCUGUAUCCUCUUCAAUAUUUCCUUUUUCUUCUUCAUUUUAGUAUUUUCUUCUUCUUGUUUUCUUCUUUUUGUUUUUCUUCUUCUCCUUUCCGUCAUUUUCGUCUCCAGUAUUUUCUUAUUCUUUGUUCUUGUUCAUUUUCACUAUUUUCUUCUUUUCCUUUUCGUCCUCAGUAUUUAUUUCUUCUUCUUCUUCUUCUUCUUCUUCUUCUUCUUCUUCUUCUUCUUUCUUCUUCUUCUUCAGAUUCUUUCAAUUUUAUCUUUCCGAUUUCCUUUUACUCGAAUGAUAUCACAAGCCGGCCGCUUUCUUUUCUCUUUCUUAACUCUUCUUCUCGACACCAAAUCUCUCUCUCUCUCUCUCUCUCUCUCUCUCUCUAUCUAUCUAUCUAUCUAUCUCUAUCUCACUUGAUUCUUUUCUCUUUUGCUGUCAUGUCUCUUUUCUUACCCGUCUUCUCUCUCCUAUCUCUCUCUCUCUAUCUAUCUAAUUUACAUACGCAUACACACAAAUAUACGCAAGCACAAUACAUUUCGCAACAAUUUCAAUCUUUCAUUCUGUAUUUCUCUUCCGUUUUACCUUUUCCUUCUCCUUCUCUCUCUUUUUCAUCUCUCUCUCUCUCUCUCUCUCUCUCUAUAUAUAUAUAUAUAUAUAUAUAUAUAUAUAUAUAUAUAUAUAUAUGCAUUUUAUACUCCUCUAUCUUUCUCUCAUGCUAUCUCUGUUUUCACUUCUUCAUCACUAUUCUAUAUCUAUCUCUGUUUAUCUGUCUCUCUAACUUCUUUUUUCUUCUUCUCUCUCUCUCUCUCUCUCUCUCUCUCUGUCUGUCUCACUUCUCUGCUUUGAUAAUUCCCUCUCAAUCGCUCUCACACAUAUACACGCACAUACACAAACCAUUACUUUUCAUUUCCCCGCUCUUUCUUAUCCUUUUCAGUCAUGCUUUUCGUUCACUCUUUCUUUCCCCCUCUCUCUCUCUUUCUCUCUCUUUCCCACUGUCUCUCUCCCUCUCUCCCCAUCUCUCUCUCUGUCUCUCUCCGUCUCUCUCUGUGUCUCUCUCUGUCUCUUUCUGUCCCUCUCUCCCUCUCUCUCUCCCUCUCUCUCCUCCCCCCUCUCCCCCCCCUCUCUUUCUCUCCCUCUCUCUCCUCCCUCUUUCUCUCUACCUCCAUCUCUCCCCCUCUCUCUCCCCCUCUCUCCCCCUCUCUCUCCCCUCUCUCUCCCUUAUUUUUUACACCUCCACCUUUCUUUCCGUAUUAGCAAUCUUUUGCCUUCUAGCGUUUCUUCAACACUUUUUUUUUAUUAACAAUCUUUUCUCCCUCGUUUCUCUCAUUCGUUUUAUCGUUCGCGUUUGCCUCAUUUCUCAUUCUUUCUUUCCUUUUUCCUUUCUUUCUAUUGCCUUUCUUUUUUUCUUCCUUUUUCUUUACCUCAUUUCUCUUUGUUUCCCCAUUUCUCUUUCCCUUUAUUCUUUUCCUUUUUUUUUCUCUUUCUUUAUUUCCCUUUUCGUUUCACUCAUUUCUCGUUAUUUGCUUCCCUUUCACUUUCUGUUUAUUCUCUUUUUCUUUUUUCUCUUUCUUCCUUUCCCGUUUUCCUUUACCACUUUUCUCAUUCUUUCUUUCCCUUUUCCUUUGCAUUAUUUUGUCGUUCUUUGUUUUCCUUUCUCUUUCCCUCAUUUCUUUUUCUUUCUUUCCCUUUCUCUUUCCGUCAUUUCUAUUUUUUGUUACCCUUCCACUUUCCAUCUUUUCACUUUCUUUGUUUCCCUUUCUCUUUCCCUUUUUCUCUUUCCCUUUUUCUCUUUCCCUUUUCACUUUCCCUCUUUUCUCUUUCUUUGUUUCCCUUUCUCUUUCCCUUUUUCUCUUUCCCUUUUUCUCUUUCUUUGUUUCCUUUUCUCGUCCCUUUUUCUCUUUCCCUUUUUCUCUUUCCCUUUUCUCUUUUCCUUUUUCUCUUUUUUUAUUUCAAUUUCUCUUUCCCUCUUUUCUCUUUCUUUGUUUCCCUUUCUCUUUCCCUCUUUUCUCUUUCUUUGUUUCCCUUUCUCUUUCCCUCUUUUCUCUUUCUUUGUUUCCCUUUCUCUUUCCCUCUUUUCUCUUUCUUUGUUUCCCUUUCUCUUUCCCUCUUUUCUCUUUCCCUUUUUCUCUUUCCCUUUUUCACUUUCCCUCUUUUCUCUUUCUUUGUUUCCCUUUCUCUUUCCCUUUUUCUCUUUCCCUUUUUCUCUUUCCCUUUUUUCUCUUUCUUUGUUUCUCUUUCUCUUCCCUUUUUCUCUUUCCCUUUUUCUCGUUCCCUUUUUCUCUUUCCCUUUUCACUUUCCCACUUUUCUAUUUCUUUGUUUCCCUUUUCUCUUUUCAUUUUUCUCUUUUUUAAUUUCAUUUUCUCUUUCCCUCUUUUCUCUUUCUUUGUUUCCCUUUCUCUUUCCUUCUUUUCUCUUUCCCUUUUUCUCUUUCCCUUUUUCUCUUUCCCGUUUUCUCUUUCCCUGUUCUCUUUCCCUCUUUUCUCUUUCUUUGUUUCCCUUUCUAUUCCUUUUUUCUCUUUCCCUUUUUCUCCUUCCCUUUUUCUCUUUCCUUUUUCUCUUUUCCUUUUUCUCUUUCUUUGUUUCCUUUUCUCUUCCCCUUUUCUCUUUCUCUUUUUCUCUUUCCCUUUUUUCUUUUCCUUUUUCUCUUUAUUUAUUUCAAUUUCUCUUUCCCUCUUUUCUUUUUCUUCGUUUCCCUUUGUCUUUCCUUUUUUCUCUUACCCUUUCCCGUUCUCACCCAAACUUUUUGCCUCUCUUUCUCCCUUUAUUAUUCCUCAUUUUCUACUCUCUCCCUCUCCCUCUCUCUCUCUCUCUCUCUCUCUCUCUCUCUCUCUCUCUCUCUCUCGCUCUCUUCCUUUUGGAAAUACAGUGA